Molecule: messenger RNA, 1719 nt
Organism: Hyaloperonospora brassicae
Lineage: Eukaryota; Oomycota; Peronosporomycetes; Peronosporales; Peronosporaceae
Source: the annotation of a GenBank genome assembly
AUGAGCGCUGCACCGCAGACACAGGCUCUUGAAGGGGCAGAGCUGAAAGAAGCUAUCAAGCGCCAGGUGGAAUUCUACUUUUCUCGGGCCAAUUUGGCCAACGAUGCGUACCUCGUCUCCCACAUGAACUCGCAAACGUACGUGCCAGUGGAUAUUAUCAUUAGCUUCUCCAAGAUCAAGCAGCUUACGAGCGACACGGCGCUGCUGGUGGAAGCUGUCGAGGACUCGACCGUCUGCUCACUGAACUCGUCGAAGGACGCCAUCCGACCGAACAUCAAGUCGGAGCGCACGACCAUUAUUUUGCGCGAGAUUCCGUCGUCUACGAAGCCGGAAGAAGUGGAAGCGAUUUUCCACGGGUGUGGUAAGGUUGCUAAUGUGCGAAGCGACGUUGGCGACACGUGGUUCGUUACGAUGAAUACGGAAGCAGAAGCAGUGAGCACGCUGCUUGCUUUACGCAGUAAGACGUUCAAAGGCGCCGCACUAAAGGCUCGUCUGAAAUCAGAGAACAUGCUCAAGUCGUUUUACCCCACGCAGCCUGCGGAAAACGUGAUUGCGCCUGGCAUGAGUGCGCCGUAUGGUGGCCGUGGCUACUAUGCGUCGCCGAACAUGGGCUUCUACGACAAUUACGGCGUCCCGUACAAUGCAGUAGAUCCGCGUGCGGGUCAGAACUAUAGCAACAAUGUUGUUGAGAAGGAACGAUAUGCUGGCAACUUUCAGCGCGGUGGCGCUGGCGGUGGUCGUGGGUUUGGCCGACAGAGCCGGUCUAAUGGGCCUGGUACGUAUCACCAGAAAGAGGGCCGCGCGAAGAGCGGUAGCUUUGAGCAGCGGAGAGCUGGAGGUCCUCGAAAGAACAAGGAUAGUCGUCCGAAGGCGGCGGUCCCUCAGCAAGCGAAUGAUAGUAGUGACGAGAAGAAGACCGCGCCUGCUGCGGCGUCCGAGCGCCAACCCAUUAUGAACGCGGCGAACUUUCCUCCGCUGCCCACGGCUGUGGAAAAGGAUGAAGCGUCAAAAGUGAUCACGCACAAGUAUGUUCACGAGGAUAUCAUGGAAAUCGUGAAGAACAUGGAUGAGAAGGAUUGUAUGCUGCCAGAAGGCGAGAUGGAUUAUACCGCACACCCAGCUGCUUUGACCGCCGAAGCACAUCCUGAUCUGCUGCGUAACCAGCGUACGUACAGUAUUGAGCAGGCUCGUGACGCCAUGCGUCAAGGACGGCCGAUCCGUAGUGACUCCGUUGGAUCUAUCGAUUACGAGAGCAUGAUGUACGGUGAAGAUUACACCAAGGAUGCCCGCGAGCAACGCAAGCAAAAAGUGGAAAGCGCGCCUGCAUCGACGGACGCUGUUCUUUCCCCGAAGCCCACUUCUGCUGGACCCGCAUCGGCAAAAGCGACGGUAGUGCCUGCAAAGAUCGUUGGCUACGCUGCAGCUGUCAUCCAUGGCACCCCAGCGCCUACCCCGGCCGUGGACUCGAAGAAAAAGCAGCCCGUGUCGAAGUCCAACUCGAAAACCGCUGGUAAGGAAGCGGCGAAGUCCACCAAAGAUGCAGCCAAGACUGGUGAUACUGCGCCGAAAGCUGCCGCUGCCCCGGUGGUGGACGAGUCUUUGCCGAAAGCUGGUGCAUGGGGAGGGCGUAACUUUCUGGAUGUCGUGAAGGCCGACCCGCCUGCUGCAUCAGAGAAGGCGACUUUGGCUGAUUCUGCGAGCACUGAUGAGAGCAAGUAG